AUGAGUGUCUACCUUAUGCAUGACACAAGAUCCUUGGCCCUGCGCCGAACUAGCAAAAGUUUCGUUUCAAAAGGGGUGCCCUCCCGGGGUAAUGCCGUUGUAGAUAAAUAUCUCCAGAGGCGGGCUGCGUUGGUGCAGGAAGAGCAGGAACAACGACAUGACUAUCAAUUCCGAAAGUUACUAUCGCCAACGGCCAUUCGCGCGUGCGAGAUUGCCUCCCAGAUUCGUGCGCGAGAAGUGAAAGAUGUGGAGGAGGCACUCCACUAUCGUGAUAAUGAUGAUAAGGCUCAUCAUAACAAGGGUGACCUGCAUCCCAAACUCUGGGAUAUAGUCAAACGGAUGCCGAAGGGAUCACUACUUCAUGCUCAUUUAGAAGCCGUAUUCGAAGUUGAGUACAUGAUUGACCAGUGCAUGAGCACGCCAGGGAUGUACAUGACUGCCGAGAAACCCUUCCUUGUGUCAACCGAUUUUCAGGAAGCCGCAUUCACAUUUCAGUAUGCUUCGUCGUCAGGGAUUAGUGAGCACCAGAAGCAGUGCAAUUCCAUAUGGAUGCCCAAUUAUGAGAGCUCGUCUUUAAUUCCAGUCCACAUUGCCACUGCCUCAUUCCCGCAGGGCGGCAAGGCUGGCUUUCGUGCCUGGUUGAAGACUCGCUGUGUUUUCAUGCCAGAGCACUUAUCUACACACGAUCAUCACAGGUCGGAUAGGAUUUGGGCUGUCUUUGGACGUGUUUUCCCCAUCAUAAUCAGUAUCUUGUCAUACGAGCCCAUCUUCCGCCGUGGCUUCCGACGGGCACUCAGUCAGCUAGCUUCAGACGGGGUCCAAUACGUUGAGUUUCGAAUGGGUGGCUGGAAUCAUUUCCAAAGCGAAGGGUCUGAUGUCCCGUCUGCAGAUCCGUUUAAUAUAUACCGGGUGUUAGAGGAGGAAAUACGGCUUUUCAAAGCCAGCGCGGAAGGAAAACACUUUCACGGAGUACGAAUCAUCUACGCCGCCAAACGGUCCUACAACGUGGAGAAGAUCAUGGAUCGAAUGGAGAUGUGUAUCCGACUGAAGCUACGAUUCCCAGCAAUGAUCUGUGGAUUUGACCUGGUCGCUCAUGCCACGCUGGUGUGGUUUCGACGACGGUGCCAUGACGAAGGGAUAGACGAGAUUCCUCUUUUUCUACACGCAGGUGAAUGCCUUGGUGAUGGCGACGCAACGGACCAAAAUCUGUUUGAUGCCAUUCUCUUAGGAAGCCGGAGGAUUGGCCAUGGAUUUUCACUAUACAAACACCCGCUCUUAAUUGAUAUGAUCAAGCAGCAUCGGAUUUUGAUCGAGUGCUGCCCCAUCUCCAACAAGGUUCUCAAUCUAACAAACUCCAUCAGGUCUCAUCCUUUACCCGCACUCUUGAGUCGUGGUGUUCCGGUGGCACUCUGUAACGAUGAUCCAGGCAUCAUAGGGUGUAACACUGGCCAGCAUGGAGGAGUAAAUGGCUUGACCAACGACAUCUUCCUGACAGUGCAGGCACUAGAGAAUCUGGGAUUGUCCGGGUUGGGCGUGAUGGCGGAGAACUCAGUGCGAUGGAGCUGCUACGAGGAUCAAUCCACUGAAGAGUGGCAGGCAGGUAUCCAAGAUGGACGUGAAGGGAAUGGAUUAAAGGCGACUCGUCUCCAGCAAUGGCAUGUACAGUUUGAGGAAUUUUGUAAGUGGAUUGUCACAGAGUUUGGGGAAGCCGAAAGCGAACAUACACUCCAUCUCUCACUGUAG
Molecule: messenger RNA, 1743 nt
Organism: Aspergillus pseudonomiae
Lineage: Eukaryota; Fungi; Ascomycota; Eurotiomycetes; Eurotiales; Aspergillaceae
Exons: 4
Coding region: 1-1743 (580 amino acids)
Biological process (GO): inosine biosynthetic process; adenosine catabolic process
Molecular function (GO): adenosine deaminase activity
Source: RefSeq, a predicted model, not a curated record